Lactuca virosa is the source of this 871-nucleotide messenger RNA. The record is from the annotation of a GenBank genome assembly. Lineage: Eukaryota; Viridiplantae; Streptophyta; Magnoliopsida; Asterales; Asteraceae.
AUGAUCGGACCCUUUUUACCCCCAACAAUUGUAACUUAUUUUAGUCUCACCUACAUUUCUCUCUUCAUCGACUACAGAUCAAGUAAAUUGAACCACUAUUGUUGCCUUCAACGACCUUUUCUGCCUAGAAAUUGUGACCAUCAUCGUCGAAAUCAACCUUUACAAGGUUUUAAGAAUCGUUGGUUUGGUGGUAGAUGGAAUGGUGGGAGUGAGUGGAAUAGUGAAAUACAGAAUGAAGCUUGGUGGAAGAGGGAGGAUCUGGUCUUCUUCUCCGGUUGGAUCUUUUUUCAACAUCAACAGAGGGGAUCACAAAAACACAUUUCAUUGAGAAUCAGUUGCUAUUCAUAUGUUAUGCGUAUUCACAGUGUUGAGGUAAAAGAGCCGAUGAACAAGGGAGAACUCUUAUUUAUGUCUUUUCGUAUGUAUCCCUUACAAUAAGAAAAUCAAUGGUGGGAAUGGAUAUAGAUGCAUGGUGAUGUAGGAUUACGAUGAUGAAGAUCUGUUGGGGGUUGUGAUGGUGAAUCCGCCCCAAUUCGAUGCAGGUUUCAAACUUAGAUGUUAGUGUGUGUAUGUGUGUUCUAGUUUUAGUGUAUGUAUAUAUCUGUGAAGUCUGUGUUUAAACUUUAAUAAAAAUUGUGUAUGUGUGUAUGUGCUUAGGAAGAAGAACAUAUUUAAGAAAAAUAAGAGAGAUAGUGAAGGUGAAUCAUGAAGAGAGAGAGAGUCAUAAGGACUAUUCAUGUGCAAAAAACAAAGGGUAUUUGCAUCAUUUCACAACCACUUAAUAGAAUCUUUUAAUAAAAUUAUUCAUGAGGACCAUUUGCAUUUAAGGUUUGCUCAAAAGGGACCAUGCAAAAAAAAGUUCCAUAAGGAC